Rana temporaria (common frog) is the source of this 3026-nucleotide messenger RNA. RefSeq names its product ephrin type-A receptor 7-like. The record is from RefSeq and is a predicted model, not a curated record. The transcript is spliced from 3 exons. Gene Ontology annotation, cellular component: membrane; neuron projection. NCBI's taxonomy places the organism in Eukaryota, Metazoa, Chordata, Amphibia, Anura, Ranidae. Gene Ontology annotation, biological process: cell surface receptor protein tyrosine kinase signaling pathway; protein phosphorylation; axon guidance. Bases 204 to 1049 code for a protein of 281 amino acids. Gene Ontology annotation, molecular function: transmembrane-ephrin receptor activity; protein binding; ATP binding.
ACUCUGCCUGCACUCCCUAUCCUCAGACAGACACAACACGUGCUGCCUCCCUCCUCCACCACUCUCUCAUUGGCUGCUCAUCCCGGCUCUGCACCGCCCUCCUCUUCCUAUUAUGGGGCAUCCUGAGUCCGAACUGGGAGCUCCAAACAGCAGCAUCAGUAUCAGCAGCAUCAGCAUCUCUGGGUAUCUAUAGUACACACAGCAUGGGGCUCUGCAGCACCCUCACUUGUCUCAUGGCUCUCAUUCUGCCCUACUACCUCUAUGCAGAGCAAGUUAUCCUGCUGGAUUCCAAAGAAUCACAGGCCGAGCUGGGCUGGACUUCACAUCCAUCUAAUGGAUGGGAGGAAAUUAGUGGUGUUGAUGAGAACUACAAGCCCAUUCGUACCUAUCAAGUGUGCAAUGUCAUGGAGCCGAAUCAGAACAACUGGUUACAAACGGGCUGGAUUCUGCGGCGGAAUGGACAAAGGAUCUUUAUUGAGAUUAAGUUUACUCUGAGAGACUGCAACAGUAUUCCUGGAGUUGCGGGGACAUGCAAGGAAACCUUUAACCUUUACUACAUUGAAUCUGAUUAUGAUCUGGGGAAGAACAUCAAAGAAAGCAAGUAUGUAAAAAUUGACACUAUUGCAGCUGAUGAAAGCUUUACCCAAGGGGAUCUGGGAGAACGUAAAAUGAAACUGAAUACAGAAGUGAGAGAGAUUGGACACCUAAACAAAAAAGGUUUUCACCUGGGAUUUCAGGACGUUGGGGCUUGUGUUGCCAUAGUCUCUGUACGUGUCUAUUAUAAAAAGUGUCUCUCCACAGUGCAGAACCUGGCAGUAUUUCCGGACACAGUGGCAGAGGCAGCCUUUUCAACACUGGUGGAAGUUAGGGGGACUUGCGUGAAUAACUCUGAAGUAGACUUGGAUAAUCCACCCAGGAUGCAUUGCAGUGCAGAGGGGGAGUGGCUGGUCCCAAUUGGAAAAUGUACUUGUAGUGCUGGCUUUGAAGAAAAGGAAGGUAGCUGUACAGGUAAAACUCAGUUUAAAGUUUCUAUAGAUUCUCUUGACUGACAAUGUAUUUCUGGUAAAUUUCUAAAAGUGAAUGUUAUAUUUUGGUAGCUAAUUAGAGAUGUCACAGAUGAUUCAGUAAAUAAAACAGAUCAAUUGCUAUAGAACAUAUCUGCACUGUAUACCUCUGUUGAUUAACCAUUGUCUACAAUGAGAUCUAUAUACAUACAUUUAGAUGUAUAUGCAGGCUUGUUCAUGAAGUGUUAAAGAAGGUUUAAUUGUCUAGCUUAAGUGUCCAAAUGACCAAAUCCUUAACCUAGUUGUGGUGCUCUGAUGAUUAUAAACAUAUAUGGGACUUAAUUGCUUUAGCUCAAUACUAAACUCUGCUUAGUGUCACCCCUAAUUCCUACACCAUUUACCAACCCAAUGCCAAAUCUUUAGCAGCCACUAAAAAGGUGACGGGAGGGCAUUUUUCUGGUAAAAGACAGAGUUUAGUACAGAUACUCUUCGUUUAAUGACUUACCUGUUUAAUGACCACUCGGACUUAUGACCCACUAUACAACAUUGUAUUGUACAGUACAGUUCAGAAUUUUCGUUUUUGUUCUGAAUUUAGGCAAAUUAAAACAACGUUAUUGAGCUGGAGUGUUGUGUUCAGACCUUUUUUUCACAAUACAGUACAGUACAGUAGUUAAGAAUGCUUAAAAUAUUGAUUAAUUGUAGUUUAACGACCCGGUCAUUGGAACGGAACAUUGUCAUUAAGUGAGGAGGGCCUGUAUUAAAUCAAAGAAGUUGAGUUCUAGCAUGCAAGUUCUAGUGCACCAAAACUAUUUUGUGGAUUAAUAAUAAACUUUCAGCCACUAUUUUGUGCCAGUUCAUCUUCCAUUUUUUUAGUUUAUAUUCUUAAUGCAGAACUGAAUUGAAAAAUCUAUCCUUUCAGUGUUAAAUAUUUUUUUUUUCCUAGGGUACCUAUAAAAAGAACUUUUGCUUACCAUCUGCCCCCCCAUCAUCUGGCUCUCUUCCUUCUGACACUCUGGAGUCAAAUCUGCAACUUUUGACUGGAGCACCAAAGAAAGAAGGAACCAGUCGCUCUUUAUAGCUGAUAUUUGCAUCCUGUACUCUAUGCCUUCUGUGAUAUCUGUUGGCUAUUCAUGUAUGUACAAUCAGCUCACAGUCAAUAAAACUUAUGUUCAAGUCAAGAGGGAAUCAGAUGCAUGAAAGGAGAAGCCUGGGGGUGUGAGGUAUAAAGUAAGUAAAAGUGCUUUUUACAGGUACCCUGUACCAUCACUAGCAGUUAACUCUAACCCAAACCCUACUGCAAGGGUAGAAUUUUUAUUUUCUGGAAGUUCAGCUUUAAAACAGGUGACUGGUUCAUUUUAAGCUGCCAGUUAACGCUUCGUGUAUUUUAAUGCAAUUUUAGAACACUGCAAUAUUUUUUUGAUUCCCACUGAUGAUUUUUUUGCAGAUGUUAUGAGAUAGAAAAUAUGCACAUUUAUUAUAUAGCAUAUUUUCCCAUUCCGUAGGUCUUCAGUGAUUUGUGUACAACUGUUGACAGUAUAUCUAGUAAACUUACUAUAUUACCUUAUUUUGUUGGACACUUAAAUGCAUUCUGCAGGGCUGCAUAUGCAAUGUCAAUGACAAACAAACAUUUAAGUAAGAUAGUACAGGCAUACACACACACAUACAUGCACAUACUUAUUAGAGCAGUAUCAUAUUUUACCUAUUACAGACCAUUUAAUCAUGAUUGUCAUAGCUACUACAGAUGCAAUAGGCAGACAUGCACACAUGUAUAUGUGUCAUGUGUUAUUACUUACCCAAUAGGCAGCCGAAUGUAGCAUAUAUGUCCUGCAUGAAAGUUAAUUGUGUCCAGUAUAACAUGACUGGGUAUCAGCCCGUAUUUUCGGAAAAUAUUGUGUAAUUAGUUUGCAUGUUUAUAAAAUAACCAUAACGGUGUGGGAUAAUAAUGAACGUUAGAUGAAUCACUUUCUAUUAGAAAAUGUGUAACGUCUACUUUCAACUGCUUAGUCCUUCGGCAGUAGUAAC